Molecule: messenger RNA, 1022 nt
Organism: Marchantia polymorpha subsp. ruderalis
Lineage: Eukaryota; Viridiplantae; Streptophyta; Marchantiopsida; Marchantiales; Marchantiaceae
Source: the annotation of a GenBank genome assembly
ACACAACCUCAUUCCCUCAAACAUCUGUGCUGAUUCAAUCAGGCCAUUCUAUUCCUCGUAUUUUUGCUGCUCCUCCUCCCUCGACGGCGUGAUCCGAAGCAGUCAACAUGUCGUACACCAUCCGCGUGAGAGUGAUCGAGAGCAAGCCCACUGCCUGGUACAGCGUUGUGGAGAAGUGCAACUGGCUCUAUGGCGGCUACUGGACUGAGGUGGACGGCGAGGACUUCCUCCACAUGGACGCCAGCGGGACGUCUGGCAUGCUGCGCUUCAGAAACCCUGCGGGCGAGUUCUUUCUCGUCGCUCUGGGAGUCCACAACUACAAGAGAUGGUGCGACAUCGUUGUGGACCAGAAGAAUACCAACACCGGCGUCGAGAUUCUGCCCACUUACUACAACAACGGGUCUCGCCAGGAGAUGCUGUGGAAGCAACUGGCGACCUAUGAGAAGAAAACGAGCAAGGGCGAGACCAUCAAGGUUAACUACUACAAGGAGGACGGAAACAAUCUGUAUGCCACAAUCACCAUCACUUAAGCGGCACGGACAACGUUUUUGACGAUGGUUUGCUGAUAAUGGUGUUUCAUACGUUCUGGGCAGCAAGCCACGACUGCGUAAGUGUUCGAGCUGAGCUCAAGCUCCAACACAUAUGUGUGAAAUGUGUAAUAUUUCACGGAAGACAGACAGUUCAGUGUUCAUGUUGGGUGUUGCAGUAUGUAGUAGAUACGUUCAAAUGUGUUGAUGAAGAUUAGCGUUGACGUCAGAGAUGUGGCCUUCGCUGAAGGCAGGUCUCUGUACCUGCGGUCCUAAUUAGCUGCUAGUUGCUAAUCAUAUUACAACGAGUAUUUUGUGUGUCUCUUCGAAAGCUGUUCCUCUUAAGCCUAAGAAAGCUUAGAAGUUUUUGUAGAAUGCAUGGUUUCUCGUUGUUGUGUAACCUUGGGAUCUGAUGACGACCAGAGGACUAAGGGUUCGGCAUUUAUCAUAACUGUUUCAUAUUACUAAAUGAAGUAUCAUUGUUUUUCUGGUUGC